AUGUCUUACACCGUCACCGUCCGCGUCUUCCAGACGAACCCCUCCUCCUUCUUCGAAAUCAUCGAGAAAUGCGUCUUCAACUACGGCGGCGGCGGCGCCUGGACCGAAUCCAACGACCAACAAGUUCUCCGCAUGAACUCCUCCGGCACCUGCGGUACCCUCCGCUUCGAAUCCGCCGACCGCAACGAACGGUUCAUCGUGGCGCUCGGGGUGCACAACUAUGAGCGCUGGUGCGACGUCGUGACCGGGCUGGUGCCGCACGACACGGGCGUCGUUAUCACGCCGGAGUGGUAUGGCGCGAAGAGGUCGUAUAUGAGGGAGAAGACGUUGAAGGAUUAUAGCGUGACGAGCGCGACGGGGAGGAACAUUGAGGUGAAGUAUACGGUUGCGGAGGGCCAUGAGCUGAAGGCGGAUAUCAUCAUCGGAUGA
Molecule: messenger RNA, 429 nt
Organism: Stereum hirsutum FP-91666 SS1
Lineage: Eukaryota; Fungi; Basidiomycota; Agaricomycetes; Russulales; Stereaceae
Product: lectin
Exons: 1
Coding region: 1-429 (142 amino acids)
Source: RefSeq, a predicted model, not a curated record